Ceratitis capitata (Mediterranean fruit fly) is the source of this 1363-nucleotide messenger RNA. RefSeq lists its product as uncharacterized. The annotation marks the transcript as partial. The record is from RefSeq and is a predicted model, not a curated record. Lineage: Eukaryota; Metazoa; Arthropoda; Insecta; Diptera; Tephritidae. Gene Ontology annotation, molecular function: DNA-binding transcription factor activity, RNA polymerase II-specific; RNA polymerase II cis-regulatory region sequence-specific DNA binding. The transcript has 2 exons. Gene Ontology annotation, cellular component: nucleus. Gene Ontology annotation, biological process: regulation of transcription by RNA polymerase II.
UUUCAGAAUUCCAUACGACACAAUUUAUCGCUGCAUCAAUGCUUUCUUAAAAUAGACCGUAAAAAGUUUGAGAAGGGCAAAGGUGGCUAUUGGGAGCUGGGCAUUGAUCCGCGAAAGUGUGAUAGGAAACGUAUAAGAAAUCGAAAAGGUACCCAUUUAAAGCAGCAACAAAAAAGUACAACAACAAGCACAUUUUCUGCUUAUGCAACGACAAACAAGCAAACCAAAAAUCCAAAAAGCUUUACACCUUUCGAUGAUAUAUCGAGACUCCCAAAUGAAAAGCAUUAUCCUAUUGAAAGUAGUACAAGCUACAAUAUGCAAUCGGAUCGUCUAGGUGUCAUUGAUACCAUUAUUCCUCAUGAGCUCGACAUACAACAAAACAUCGACGUGGUAAGCUGUUGUCAGCAAACCCAGAUGCCAAAGAAUCAGGAUAUCUUCACUUCUGGCAUACUUCAAUGUGAUGCGACAAAAAACACCAUAUCCUCAUUUCACCGCGCUGCGAGUAGUGAUAGUCGUCAACAGACUAUUAAAUCAUUAAAAAAUAAUAAACAACAACAACAACAAUAUCAACUGGGCACAAUAAUCAUAAGCACAGUCGCAACGAAAAACGGUGACAUUUCUAAUUUCGCGGCAGCAACGGGAUCCAUGAAUUGUUUAAUAAAUGACGAAUAUACAAAUGAGAAAACAGCUGAUCUUCAGAAAGAUUUUCAGCAAAAGCAAAAAGAGAAGUACCAAUAUCGACAGCAGUAACAGGAGAAUUAGCAGCAACACAAGUUAUGUUUGCAGCAGCGUCAAGGGUAGACGCAGUAACAAAAACUUCAGCACCCACACUAAUAGCAGCAGUACCGACUGCAGUAACAGUAGUGAGCAACAGCACUACUUUCAGCAAAAGUAGUAGCAGCAGCAGUAGUAACAGUUGCACUAGUAACAGCAGAAGUAGUGGCAGCAGCAGUAAGAGCAGUAGCAGCAACACCAGCUAUAAUACCAACAGAAAAAAAAAUUAACAAAAAAAAAAGCCAUUUAUUAUAAAAUAACUAAUUUGCAAAAACGAUACACCUAUUAUGUAGGCAACAGCAGCAAAAGUAGACGCAGUAACAACACCAGUACCGACUGCACUAGUGGCAGCAGCAGCAGUUACAGCAGGAGCAGUAUGAGCAACACCAGCUAUAUAAACAAUAUCAAAAAAAAAAACAACUUAUUAUAAAAUAACAAACAUAUUAAAUUGAAAUACCUGUUAUGUUUGCAACAGCAGCAGCAGUAGACGCAGUAACAACAGCAGUACCGACUGCAGUAGUAGCAGCAGUAGUAGUAGCAUUAGCAAUAUGAGCAACACCAGCUAUAACACCAACGGCAACCACAAAAA